AUGAGUGAAAAUAUCAAUGUUGGUUGGAUAGGUUUAGGCGCUAUGGGAAGUGGAAUGAGUAGUAGCUUGGUCAAAUCAGGAUUCAAAGUACAAGCAUAUGACGUGUGGAAACCAUCUCUCGAAACUGUAGUAAAAGCAGGUGCGAUAGGAUGUGAAUCGCCAGCCAAAGCAGCUGAGAAUGUACAUGUAUUGGCAUUAAUGGUGGUUAACGCUAUGCAAGUUGAAGAUGUCUUAUUUGGCAAAGGUGGUGUUGCAGAUGUACUUCAAAAAGACUCUGUCAUAAUCUGUUUCUCAACUGUUCCACCUGCUUUCCUCGUCACCAUUUCCGAGAGAUUAGAUGCUUUAGGAAAAAACAUUGGUUUAUGUGAUUGUCCCGUUUCUGGAGGAUCUACUCGAGCUGCUACGGGUGAAUUAACAAUAAUGACUUCUGGUACAUCAUCAUCGAUUGAUCGUGCCAAACCGGUCCUGGAAGCACUCACCCAAAAACCAGUAGGAGCACUUUCGGUAGUAGGAGAUAAAGUUGGUAUUGCCAGUGAUUUUAAAUUGAUUAAUCAAGUGUUCUGUGCUGUACAAAUAGCAUCUCAAGGUGAAGUGAUUUCAUUAGCUAAGAACUGGGGAUUGAACGUUAGAUUGGUUUAUAAUGUUGUUAGAACCGCUUCGGGUGAUUCAUUCAUGUUCGGCCACAGAGUCCCUUGGUCAUUGAAUCACGAUGGAAUUCCUAAAUCAGCCAUGACUAUCAUCGCGAAAGAUAUAGGAAUCGUGAUGGAUGAAUCAAGACAACUAUCUUUCCCAGCACCUUUAUGUAGUGCCGCAGAACAGAUUUUCACAGCUGGUAUAGGAGCUGGAUUAUCGAAAGUUGAUGAUGGAUUGAUAUCUCAAUUAUGGGAAAAAUUAGGUGGUCAAUCUGUAGCUGAAAAGGGGACUGUGGAAGAAGAGGAAUCAAAUGCUAAAGAAUUAAAUAUAACCUCUCUCUCAGAAGGGGAAAUCAAGAAAAUAUUGGUUGUUGGUUUAGGUGUAAUGGGAUUAUCAAUGGCAUCGGCUCUACUUUCCAAAGGAAUACAAGUCGUUGGCUACGAUGUCAACCUUGAAUCAAUGGAUAAAUUCUCAAAACAAGGCGGUAAAGUUACCAGUGAUGUGAUUCAAGCUGCCAAGGAAACUGAAGCGGUUUUAUUGGUCACCAAUACCGCUAAACAAGCUGAAAGUGUUUUAUUCGGUGUAGAUGGUAAAUCAGGUAUAGCUUCGAGUUUACCAAAUGGAAGUACGAUAAUCAUAUCAUCAACGAAUGCACCAUCUGAAGUAAUCAACCUCCAAAAACUCCUAGAUGAUCUAUCCAAAGAUUUACAAAUAGUUGACGCACCUAUAUCAGGCGGACCAUCAAGAGCUUCCAUUGGUGAUUUAGCUAUAUUCGCUUCUGGUCCUGAAUCAUCAUUAUCAAAAGUACAUUCAAUCUUAUCAACUUUAUCCACUUCUAAAGGAAAUGUUAAAAACCUUCAUUAUAUUCCAGGCGGUAUAGGUAAUGGAUCUAAAAUUAAACUUAUCAAUAAUCUUUUGGCUGGUAUACAUUUAGCUGUAGCUGCUGAAGCUAUGGCUUUUGCUAAAUAUAAACAAAUGGAUUUGGAAAAAGUUUUCUCAGUGGUUAAAGCUGGUGCAGCAUACAGUUAUAUGAUGGUUGACCGCGUACCACGAAUGUUCAAUCCCCCUUCUACGCCACAUUCAGCCACUUCCACUCUGGUCAAGGAUCUCACAAUCGUUAUUAAUGAGUCGAAGAAAUACAAUACUCCGUUAUUCUUGGGUCAAGCUGCUUUGUAUCAAUUCACAAGGGCAGUGUCAAAAGGAUGGGCUGCAGAAGAUGAUAGUGUCCUUGGAAGACUAUGGGAAGAUAUGGGAGUCAGUUUGAAGUUGUAA
Molecule: messenger RNA, 1905 nt
Organism: Kwoniella shivajii
Lineage: Eukaryota; Fungi; Basidiomycota; Tremellomycetes; Tremellales; Cryptococcaceae
Exons: 7
Coding region: 1-1905 (634 amino acids)
Molecular function (GO): oxidoreductase activity; NADP binding; NAD binding
Source: RefSeq, a predicted model, not a curated record